Messenger RNA from Fonsecaea monophora, 1281 nucleotides. RefSeq lists its product as hypothetical. Lineage: Eukaryota; Fungi; Ascomycota; Eurotiomycetes; Chaetothyriales; Herpotrichiellaceae. The record is from RefSeq and is a predicted model, not a curated record. Gene Ontology annotation, biological process: transmembrane transport. The coding region runs from base 1 to 1281 and encodes 426 amino acids. The transcript is spliced from 6 exons. Gene Ontology annotation, molecular function: transmembrane transporter activity. Gene Ontology annotation, cellular component: membrane.
AUGAUCGGGUGCAGCGGAUUAACUAUGGGAGAGCUUGCAUCGGUCUAUCCGACUGCUGGGGGCCAGUAUCAUUGGACUUCUAUAUUGGCACCUCCAAAGGCCAGUCGUUUCUUGAGCUAUGCGUGCGGCAUCACCAAUGCUUAUGCCUGGAUUGCUACCACAGCCGGCAUCGCCAUCAUUGUCCCGCAGGUCAUCCUGGCUAUGGUCGUCCACUAUCAACCUGGCUACGUGGCUCAAACCUGGCAUUACUUCCUCCUUUAUCAAGCCGUCAAUUUCCUGGUUUGCAUGCACAAUAUCUUCUCAUUGAAGAAGACCAUGUGGGUCAAUGAUGUUUCAUUUGUGAUCACCUUGACAGGUUUCGUCACGAUAAUCAUUACCUGCCUGGCUCGAGCACCCCAUAAGCAGAGCAGCGAGUUCGUUUGGACCAACUUUGUGAACGAAAGCGGCUGGCCUGCUGGCAUCAGCUUUCUGACGGGACUGGUAUCACCAAAUUACAUGUACGCAGGCAUUGACGGCGCAAUCCAUCUUGCCGAAGAGUGCAAACAGGCCGAGAAGGUUGUCCCGAGGGCCAUCGUCAGCACCUUAACAAUUGGAUUCAUCACAAGUUUUAUGUUCGCGGUGUCAAUGACAUACUGUAUUGCAGACUUCGACGCCGUACUUGGUACCCCUACUGGGUUUCCAAUCUAUGAGAUCUGGUUACAAGCGACCAGAUCUAGUACCGCAGCCACGAUCUUCAUGGCCAUUCUCCUCACAGCAGCCACAGUGGCACUCAUUGCCGUUCAGCAAACAGCUUCACGCCUGACGUGGUCACUUGCACGAGAUGAGGCUUUGAUCUGGUCCAGAUUUCUCGGUCAUGUUCAUCCGUCCCUGCAAGUUCCAGUCUGGGCGCUCCUGGCCAACAAUACCAUUGUAUUCAUCAUCGGCUUCAUCUUCCUCGGAUCUUCGACGGCUUUCAAUGCCUUUAUCGGGACGGGUCUCAUCCUGCAACAAGCCACGUAUGCAAUUCCAGCUGCCCUGCUGAUGUAUAGGAGGCGGUCUUCAAUGUAUCUGCCUAUCAACAGGCCAUUCAAGCUGUUCAGCCCGGUUGGCUGGGUUGUCAACCUCUCUACCGUCGCCUUCGCUGUCGUGGUCUUGAUCUUCUACGAUUUCCCGGUUGUCAUCCCGGUAAGCGGUUCAAACAUGAAUUAUACAUCUGCUGUGAUUGGGGUUAUGGCACUAUUUGCGGCACUCAACUGGGUACUUUUUGCCCGAAGGUCGUACCAUGGCCCAAGAUUGGACUAA